Halichondria panicea is the source of this 1452-nucleotide messenger RNA. Its product is annotated as U1 small nuclear ribonucleoprotein 70 kDa-like. NCBI's taxonomy places the organism in Eukaryota, Metazoa, Porifera, Demospongiae, Suberitida, Halichondriidae. Gene Ontology annotation, biological process: mRNA splicing, via spliceosome. Gene Ontology annotation, cellular component: U1 snRNP; precatalytic spliceosome; U2-type prespliceosome. Gene Ontology annotation, molecular function: U1 snRNA binding; mRNA binding. The coding region runs from base 81 to 1325 and encodes 414 amino acids. The record is from RefSeq and is a predicted model, not a curated record. The transcript is spliced from 10 exons.
UAAAGCACAUGGUUUAAGGUCAAAAGGUCGACAACGUGCUGUAUUAUUUUACAAGCCUAAAAGCCUCUAAAGACACAGAGAUGACACAAUAUCUACCUCCUAACCUUCUGGCCCUGUUCGCACCUCGAGAUCCUAUCCCUUACUGUGCUCCUCUUGACGUUCUGCCCUGGGACAAGAAGCCAUGGCCGUAUACUGGCAUUGCCCAGUAUGUAGGGCUCUUUGAGGAGGCCAGUGAAACACCUCCAGCUACUAGAGCAGAAACUAAAGAUGAGAGAGCAGCUAGGAAGCAACAAGAGCGUACUGAGAGGCAAAGUGCUGCACUCAAGGCACAAGUGGAUAAAUGGGACCUUCCGAAUGACCCCAAUGUAGAGGGUGACCCUUUCAAGACACUCUUUGUGGGCAGAAUAAACUUUGACACCUCUGAGAGUAAACUAAGGCGAGAGUUUGAGCAGUACGGUCAUAUCAAGGCGAUCAAGGUGAUGGUGAAUAACCAGACUGAGAAGCCUCGUGGUUAUGCCUUCAUUGAGUAUGACAAGGAGAGAGACAUGCAUUCUGCUUAUAAGAAUGCUGAUGGGAAGAAGAUUGAUGGUAAGAGAGUGGUGGUAGAUGUAGAGAGAGGACGGACUGUCAAAAGUUGGAGACCACGACGUCUGGGUGGGGGACUAGGAGGGACGCGAAGAGGCGGACCCAACGAAAACAUCAAGUACUCAGGAAGGGUUGAUGAGAGGGACGUUGGUGGUGAUGACCGCUCUACCAGAUCACGUGAUAGAGGAGAUCGUGAGAAACUUCGCAGUCAGAGUAGAGAUCAGAGUAGAGAUGAUCGCAGGAGACGUAGCCGGAGCAGAGAGAAGCCACGCCGAGAUAGAAGCCGCAGUCAAGAGCGAAGGGACUCAGACAAGAGAGACAGGCCCAACAGAAACAGAUCUGAUAGGGAUAGACCUGACAGGGACAGAUCUGAUAGGAGCAGGCCUGACAGGAACAGAGAGAAGUCUGAUAGGCCUGAUAGAGAUAGGUCUGACAGAGAUAAGCCUAACAGGGACAGGUCCGACAGAGACAGGUCUGACAAGCCCGACAGAGAUAGGUCUGACAAGUCCGACAGAGAUAGGUCUGACAGAGACAGGUCUGAUAGGGACAGGUCCAGCAGGAGAGACAAGGACAGAGAUCGUGACAGAGACAGCAAGGACAAGGAAAGAAGCAAGGAUAGGAAGAGGGAGAGAGAGGAGAAAGAUGGAGAGGAGAGAAAGAGGAUGAAAGUGGACCCUGACCCUCCGCGUAGCAAUGGGUCAGAGGGCACCAGUGAGGGACUCAUCAAGACUGAGAGCUGAACAAUAAUUAUACUAAACUAUUAUUAUUAUUAUUGAACUAACAAUUAAUGGUGCUGUGUACAUACAUGUGUUGCUUUCUGAUCUGUAAAUGCCAUGUACAGCUUAUGAUUCAUUAAUUAUGCCUCGA